This is a messenger RNA of Paramecium sonneborni, 1019 nucleotides long. The record is from the annotation of a GenBank genome assembly. NCBI's taxonomy places the organism in Eukaryota, Ciliophora, Oligohymenophorea, Peniculida, Parameciidae.
AUGCAAUUUAUUAAACAAAAAUAAGAGUAUUAAGAUAAAUACAAUUCUUUUCGUAAUCAUCCUGCCUUUAGCAAAUUGCAUAAUGAUAUUCUUAAAGCUAUUAUUGAUUCUGUUACUGUCUUAUAAUUUAUUAAAAAUUAGAGUGUUUUCAUAGAAAGUGAACUGAUGACACAUUUAUUCAUCAUAAAAAGUGGAGAAUUUAAAGUAACCAAAUAAAUUAAUAUAUAGAGAUGAGUAAAAGGAUAUUGUGCUAAAAUCCAGUAUUUUCUUAUCUAAGGAAAUGGAAAUAAUUUGAAAUUUGUUUGUUAGAAAAAGGUGAAACUUUUGGUAUUGAACAUCUAGAUAUAGAACCAAGAGGAUAUUAUAAAUAUUCGGUUUCUUGUCAUUCAUAUCAAGGAUAAUUGUAUUCUUUAAAAUUAGAUUAAAUAUCUUAAAUUUUAAAAGAUCAUCACAUCAAAAUAUCAGCAGAUAAUCUAUUUUAUUAUUAAUAAUAACUAAGCAAGAAUAAGUUAUAUAUCUAUCGAGAAUAACAAAUUAAUAAUUUAUAUUCAAAUAUAAAUGAACCUUUUAAACAUAGAGAAAUUAGAUCAUAUUCUAAUGUCAAUACUGAAAAUUAUAGCAAUAAUUUUAGAUAAUAACAUCGAUCAAUAAGUUAUGAUGCUUCAUAUUGUGAUAAGAUUUAAUCAUUGAUAAAUUAUUAAAAAUAAAUUAUCAAUAAUCCAAGAAGGAUUAUAAAGACAGAAGUUUUAGAGGAUGACACUUAUAUUAAUCAAUCAGUAAAUAAUCACAUUAAAGCAUUGAAACCUUAUAUAAAUAACUUUGAAUCAGGAAAAAUUCUUACUAAACGGAGUUAGAUACAUUCUUUAGACAGAAUAGAUGAAUUGAAUCAAAAUGAAAAAAUUUUUAAAUUAAAAGUCCUUUACAAAUUAGGAUAUAGACCAAAAAAAAAACUAUAAAUAAAACUUCAUCAAAUUUAAAGCUAACAUUUAUCCAAAAUAUUUCCAUUUCAUCCUAAAUGA